CGAAAUCGAAACAUACAAAUUAAAACCCUAACCCUAAUUCUAAUUCUUUCAUUUCAAUCAGAAGCGGAAAAGAAUGACGCAGAAAUCGAAACUUUUCAAGGGCCAAACUAAGAAGAAAUCGAUUCCUGCUAAUCGUCAUGGCAAAGUACCUCAAACUCGCAAAGGGAAGAGAUUUGUGAAGCCAACGAAAGUUACAAAGGAUAUGGAUGCUGAUCGUGAAGUGAGCAAAUUCAUUAACCAUUGCAAUGAAGUUAAAGCAGCGACUGUAGCUACAAAGGACGGUGGUUAUCUAAGCAUUGUUAAGACAGCACCAGAGUCUGCAAGUGGUGCAGAUAAAUAGUUAGUGAUGGUAGGGAUAGUUGCGAUAACUAAAUAUAUCUUAUGAUACAAUUGUGUAUUUGUAAAAGCAGUUUUGAUGAUCCCUUCUUUCUUUACCUUUCCAUAGUAUUUUGUAGUGUUAUUUAUUGCUAUGAAUUGCGUAUUUUUUUUCUCCUUU
This is a messenger RNA of Medicago truncatula (barrel medic), 496 nucleotides long. RefSeq lists its product as uncharacterized. The transcript has 3 exons. The coding region runs from base 74 to 340 and encodes 88 amino acids. The record is from RefSeq and is a predicted model, not a curated record. Lineage: Eukaryota; Viridiplantae; Streptophyta; Magnoliopsida; Fabales; Fabaceae.